Molecule: messenger RNA, 1174 nt
Organism: Pomacea canaliculata
Lineage: Eukaryota; Metazoa; Mollusca; Gastropoda; Architaenioglossa; Ampullariidae
Exons: 5
Coding region: 147-818 (223 amino acids)
Source: RefSeq, a predicted model, not a curated record
GAUGACACAGGAGGAAAUAAAUAUUUCCUUUCAAAAAUAUUUAUUAACAGACGACGCGCAGUCAUCAGGAACAUUAACUAUGAUAAUGAGCAGUAAGCAGAUCAUUGGUAUUCACCUCGUACUGAUCAUUUUACUAUCGUCCUUCGAUGUCGUGGUGGCAGGCUGAAGCAGUUAAUAGUUGUGCCGAUCUGGAGUUUGUGAACCAAAGGAGUGACACCAUUCAUGCGACUGUCAAUCGUUCGAUCAACGUGACGUUUAAAGUUGUUUGGAAAAACUGUUUAUCAGUUGCCGGUAAUAUUCUGAUCAAAAUAUCGACGAAUUGUGAUGCCUACCCUACCGAGGAGUGCAAGCUGACUCUCAAUGUAAAUCAUUGUAAUGUUUCCACCUCGUCAUAUGCGUGCUACUGUGUGACCUCUGCUGGUCCAGUGAUCUUCAGCAAGACCUUCACCCACGUCACCAACGUGACGUACACGUGGAGCUUGGAGUCUGGUGUCAAGGACAGAUCAAUAGUUUUCAUCGUCACCAAUUAUAGUAAUUAUGACACCUCAGAGGACGGUGCAGUGAACACUACACACCACCAGGGCCAUCAAACAGCUUUAAUCGGCGGAGUUGUCGCUGGUUCUGCAAUUUUUGUCUUUGGUGGCAUCAUCGCCGGCAUUAUCGCCUGCUGCCGACAAACCAUGAAAAGUCAGACAGCUCGGCCUUCCAAACAAACAGAGAGGAGACCACAGGGCUAUGAGUCGUCCUCACAGAAACGCUUAGAUUCGCUGGGGCCUCAGUCAGAGGUCUAUGAAGAAUUAUUUGAACUACCAGAAUAAUGCAAGGGGAGUACAUCACAUGGUGUCGACUAUGCUGAGGCGAUGCAGUUGACAAUCUGUUCAUUUUCAUCGGACGAUGUCCCACCAGGAGACACAAUUUAGUAUUUAGCUUUUAGCAGCUACAUUACUUAGUCAAUGUAUCCUUUCCACAGUUUCUAUUUCCAUUUUAAUUCUCAUUUCUCUGUGCCCUAUACUGACAUACGACAUCAGCUCCACAUGCUAUCAAUACAUUGUCAUAUUUUUAAUUAUUAUUAGUUGAUCUCUAUUUUUUUGCGCUUUGUAAGCAAGACCAGGAUCUUCCUUGUGUCCCAGUAUUAAUUACAGGAUAUUAUUCAAAUAAAUGCUGUUUCGAUUUC